Coniosporium apollinis CBS 100218 is the source of this 831-nucleotide messenger RNA. RefSeq lists its product as uncharacterized. The transcript is spliced from 2 exons. The coding region runs from base 1 to 831 and encodes 276 amino acids. The record is from RefSeq and is a predicted model, not a curated record. Lineage: Eukaryota; Fungi; Ascomycota; Dothideomycetes.
AUGGCAUUCCAGGCCCAGCCCAAUCUCGUUACUUUGGGCUACCACGUUCAAGUUGUCCAGUACGACGAUCAAGAAUCGCUUCGCUAUGCGCUCAACGGCGUGGACACCGUCAUAUCAACGGUAUCCGGACCACCGCAGUACAAGCUCAUUGAGGCCGCAGUGCAAAAGCGCGUCCGGCGGUUUGCGCCUGCUGAAUUCGAUGGCAUCCCGUCACUUCGACCUGCCGGCGAUCCCUUAGAUCGUGACAGGGCAAACGCCCUGCAACUGCUCGAACACUAUAAAGCGUACAUGCAGUACACUGUCUUUGCCUGUGGCAUCUUCUACGAGCGCUUUGCACCAGGCGGCAUGGCGGCCACCGGACUCGGCCGAAGUUCUGGCAUUUCAGGCGAGGGCGACUACCUCCUCAACAUCCGCAAUAUGGCUGGAGAAGCCCCACUGUACAACUCCUCGAAUCAACAUGCAGUGAUAUGUAUGACGGCCGUUCAAGAUGUUGCCCGGUUCGUAGUGCGAGCAGUCGACCUCGCCGACUGGCCCCCUGUGCUGAGCAUGUACUCCGAAAGAAUGAUUGUUUAUCAAUUUGUCGGUUACGUACAACAACUUACCGGACGGCCGACGACCUUGACGGCAGGAACACCCACCACUCUGAGGGCAAGAUUAGCAAUCGCUGCGUCCCGAGGUGACGUUGCAGCUCAGUGGCGCUUACACCAUUUAAUUGCUACGGCCGAAGGUCGCUACGAUCUUGGUGCCUCACGAAGUCUGAACGCUAUGUUUCCGGAAAUUCGUACUACGUCGUUUAGAGACUGGUUCCUGAACACGUGGGCGGGCGUAUAG